This is a messenger RNA of Seminavis robusta, 1007 nucleotides long. The record is from the annotation of a GenBank genome assembly. NCBI's taxonomy places the organism in Eukaryota, Bacillariophyta, Bacillariophyceae, Naviculales, Naviculaceae.
GGUGCGAUCUCAGAUCCCUCAGCUCUCACAAUCCAAAAAACCAAAACAACCAAACCAGUUGGAAACCCAGCAGUUUAUUUUUUAAAACCUAAUCUAAUCACACCACCAUGAGCUCUCAGAUUUUUAAUACUGAUGCCGUCACUUUGGAAAGUCUGAUCCGACAAAACAACCGUGCCAUCCACAUGCUGCGUUUGUCAGACUACUCCAGAGCCACCAAAUUGCUCUGUUCAACGGUAGCUGGUCUCCAGCAGUUGGCCGACGAGACCCAUCACCCUGAUGACGACGACGAUGACGACUGGAUGGAAGAUAACGGAAUCUCGUUUUUCUAUUCCUUGGACUUGCAGCAGCAACAGCAACCACAAGGUGAGGAGGAGCAGCAGCAGCAGGUCUUUCGAGCUCCCAUUCGGAUUGCUUGCUUUGAUGGCUUGGGUCUUUGCGGCUCUGUUCCCCUCUUGAAUCGCGUCUCAUUUGCAGUGGUGUACAAUCUGGCAUUGGCAUUCCAUUUGGGAGCACUUGCGGAGUCCGAUAAUGGCCGUCGUCGCCAACGACUGACCAAGGCACUCAACUUUUACACAGUGGCCCUAAGGCUGGCAGAGGCCGCGCCCCGGUCUAGUAUUACUAGUGGUGCGAGCUCACUGGGAGGAUUCGGAAGCAUGGAAGCCUUGGCCAUUGUGAAUAACCAGGCUCAGAUUCAUCAAAUCUUUGGGGCCAGCCUCAAGUCCGACGAAUGCCACACUGUCAUGCUCAGCCACAUCAUGUACACCAGCAUCGCCACUGGUGGACAGCCCUUUCGAGACGAAGAAUCCCUAGGUGCAUCGGCCAUGCAGUCCUGCCUGGAACAGUUUCUUGCCAACGCCACCCAAAAAUCUCGUUGUGCCGCCCAGGCGGCGUAACCCGGCACUUGCCAAGUGCGAACACCCUUCCAAGUUUCCUUACAGUACAUUCUUUUUUGGUAGCGAGCAUUGGAUAUAUACUAUGAGUAAUCCUAUAGAUUGAAUAUCCUUUUU